Molecule: messenger RNA, 3597 nt
Organism: Prosopis cineraria
Lineage: Eukaryota; Viridiplantae; Streptophyta; Magnoliopsida; Fabales; Fabaceae
Product: protein WHAT'S THIS FACTOR 1 homolog, chloroplastic-like
Exons: 2
Coding region: 543-1730 (395 amino acids)
Molecular function (GO): RNA binding
Source: RefSeq, a predicted model, not a curated record
UAACUAAUUCAUAAUCGCUUCAUUUGGUGCCCUCAUCUGCCCUAAGUUGAAUCUCCAUGACGGCGCGGCUCUUGUCCUCCUCCAGGCCACCAGUCCAGUCUUGCGAUAUCCCCCACCUUCGACUCUCUUCGAGUUUACCUUGUCUUCUCAAGCUCAUCGCCGCCACGUGAGUUCACGGUGAAGCUUCCACUUACAGUCAUAGAGCUCCAAUCUGCGCGGCUCGACUGAGAGCUUGAGACACUGAACAGAGGCUUCUAUUCGUCGCUGUCGAGUGUGUCCACGCCUCCACGGUGUCGCCCAGGAAAGUCUCUUCCCCUUGCCCGAACCGUUAUAAUUUUACGAUAAGUUAGUAAUGAAAACGAAGCCAUUAAGCUUUCGACCCAUUUAAUUGUAGUGGAUCCUCUCGUAUGUGAAAUCUGAAACUAUGAGCCCAUUUUGGUUUUGUUAGAAAUUCCCUCGAUACGUGGUUGUCCUUGCUGACCACCCUGUUGUUUGAAGGCACAGUGGCGGUUGUGCGGCCAGCCUGCUCUUCCGCAUCAGGUAUGUUUAACAAAUCCCGCAACAUUUUCGUUCACAAUCUAGAUGCUGUUUUUGCUGAUCGCGAGUUCAAUCUUCACGUGAAAAAAUCUAUAAGUAGCCUCAAAGUAGUAUGGAGGAAAGACCCUGAACUGGACCUAGCGAUAGAGAAGGACAAGCGAUAUAAGCUCUGCGCUCGUGUUGUUAAGGAGGUUCUUAAUGAACCAGGUCAAGUAAUCCCAUUGCGAUAUCUUGAGAAACGACGUGAGAGGAUGCGUCUUAAUGUUGAGAUUACAACCUUUUUAAACCAAAACCCUGGCCUGUUUGAUGUCUACUAUGAUCGUAUCAAACCAAAAUCGGAUCGCGUUCCCUUUCUAAGGGUUAGCGAUCGGCUUAGAAAUUUUCUGGAUGAAGAAAAAAGGGUUUAUAGAGAAAACGAGCCCUUGAUCGUGUCGAAGUUGUGUAAAUUGUUAAUGAUGUCGAAGAACAAGGUGAUUAGUGCAGAUAAAUUGCUUCACGUGAAGAGGGAAUUUGGGUUCCCGAAUGAUUUUUUAGUUAAUUUGAUUCCUCAGUAUCCGCAGUAUUUUAGGCUAAUUGGGUGUCCUGGGGAGGAAAAAUCAUUUAUUGAAUUGGUUUCAUGGAACCCCGAAUUUGCAAAAUCUGUUAUUGAGCAAAGGGCUGAAGAGGAGACGAAAUUGACGGGGAUUAGGGUUCGGCCAAAUUUCAAUGUGAAGCUUCCUCCAGGUUUUUUCUUAAGGAAAGAGAUGAGAGAGUGGACUAGAGAUUGGAUGGAGCUUGAUUACAUAUCGCCAUAUGAGGACGUGUCCCAUUUGGACCAAGCAUCACGAGAAAUGGAGAAGAGGACGGUUGGGGUAUUCCACGAGUUGCUUUCUCUUUCAUUGUAUAAAAGGAUUCCAGUGCCAAUACUGGGAAAGUUUUGUGACGAAUAUAGGUUUUCAAAUGCAUUUUCGAGUGCAUUUACAAGGCACUCGGGGAUUUUCUAUGUUUCCUUAAAAGGAGGGAUUAAAACAACAAUGUUGAGAGAAGCUUACAAAAAUGGUGAGUUGAUUGAUCGAGAUCCACUGCUUGAGAUCAAAGCUAAAUUUGCUGAGUUGUUGCAAGACGGUUGGCAGCAAAGAGCAGAGGACUUGCGUUUGCGAGGAGAACAAAUUAAGGAAGACAUGAAAAUUUUAGCUGCGAAAGCGAGUGAAUAAAUUAAGAAUGACAUGGAAAUUUCAGCUGUGAAAGAUAGUGAAUAUAAAAAGGGCGUUAUUGAAGUAUGAAAGGCUUAUAGCGGCAGAUGGCCUUGGUAACCGUAAGAAGAAAGGCAGUGUUGCUGACUUGAUUUGGAAACGACAAAUUGACUUUCCAAUUUGAGAACUUGAGUCGAAGUCCAACUUCAUCUUGGUAAGAUGGGCUUAAUUCAUGAACUUGUCCACGCUGCUUUAUUAACCUACUCCUCUGGUCAUAUCUUCCAACGUGUUUCAGAAAUAAGUAAAAUCUAAAAAUUGAAAAACUUUUUUAUUUUGUCACUAUCAAAUAUACGUAUUUUAAUAUGAUAUUUGCUCUUUUUAACAUUUAAUAAAAAAGUAAAGAGUAAUUUAUGAGAUAUUAUUGUAAAUAGGUAAAAAAAAAAAUCUUCUCUUCCUGUUCUAUAAACAGGAGAGGAGGGAGCAUACAACGAAUCCCCUUUUUCUGCUUUCACAUUUGAGCAUUUUCAAUCAUUGUUGAAUGGCGUGCUAUAAGAAGUCAAUGACAUGGUAUGCUAGUGAUGUAGUAGGAUUAAAGCGCAAUGAAACUCUUUGGGAGACGUGUAAGAAGUAUUGUCUAUGCUAAUGAUGAAUAUCUGGUGUUUGAUUACUCUCUGAUACGCUGAAGUCGGAUUACUCUAGUCUGAGUGGAAAACUUGUCUGCUGCCACGCCUCGGCCUCAGAGCAGCGAUGCAGCAAUUGUUUACCUGGCAAUGAUCCAAAGUUCGUUGGGAGGUCAUGCAAGUUUCAUGAAGAGGGUUGUCGUAGCCAAAUGAUUCAAUGGAAAACCAUUUCCUACUAAAUCAUGUCCUCAUAGGAUCUGUCUGUUUAUUUGCGGUUUAUAUCUCAACCAUCCUUUCCCUCACACUCUUCCCUGAUGUUGGAGUUGUUCUUUAAAUUUUAAAAUGAGUCUGGAAGCAGGUUGGUGGUGCGAUACUGAUUAAGGUAACUUUGCAUGCCACCUACAAAGUCGUCACACACAAUGGAUGAAGAAUGUAAACGAGUAAUCCAUAACCAUUCUCUUGGCAAUAAACAACCCGAUGGGAUCGAGAAGCAUACGGGUAUGCAAGUAUUUAAGCAGGAUUACGGGGUCGUAGGGGCAUUGAAAAUUUUUUCCAGUUUCUGAAACAUUAGCCCAAGAGAGAGAGAAAAUCAAGCAUGGAGAAAGUGGUGGCUUUUAGGUUAAUAACAAUGACUGACAUUUCUGGCAUUAGUGCCGAUGAGGGAGAGCCAUGUUGUUGUGACAUCGCCUGAACCUCGCCCACUCUGUGCAACCCAGUUUUCCCUAGUGAACUAUGCUUGCUCAUCACUGCCAUUCGUGCGAAGGCCCCCAAGUUUACCUGCACACCCCGAUGACCAAGAACAUGGCCAUGCCCAUCGCCACGGGCACCAUCACCGGCACCGGCAGCCCAGUCCUCAAGAAGAAAACUGCUGCCGGUGGGCUAAGAAUGUAGAGGGUCAAUGUGUGUGUGAACUUCUGCUUCACUUUCGCUUGCCCACCUUUCUUACGAGGCCAUCGCAUCAGUACUCGCUCACCGUUGGAGAAUCCUGCGAGGUCACUUACUCGUGCGGUGGCCCCAUUUGAUUCGCGAGUUUGAACCGUACGACUAGCCGGAAAAUGAUUUAACGCGGUAGCGUUCCGUUUUAGGUGUUUUGAAGCUUUGCUCAUCUGUCGUCUUUAGUCUUUUUUGCCUUUUGUUGUUAUUCACAUUUGGCUGGUGUGUACUUCCUUUCUCACUGUGCCAUCUAAAAUUGGGAAUGAGUCCCAAGUGUGUUGGGAAAGUGUGGUGCUUUUAGCGACAAUAAUAUACCACGUGAACAAUUACAAAAA